Messenger RNA from Doryrhamphus excisus (bluestripe pipefish), 2087 nucleotides. It is a transcript of the gene get3, whose product is annotated as guided entry of tail-anchored proteins factor 3, ATPase. Gene Ontology annotation, cellular component: GET complex. Lineage: Eukaryota; Metazoa; Chordata; Actinopteri; Syngnathiformes; Syngnathidae. Gene Ontology annotation, biological process: tail-anchored membrane protein insertion into ER membrane. Gene Ontology annotation, molecular function: ATP hydrolysis activity; ATP binding. The record is from RefSeq and is a predicted model, not a curated record.
UCGGUUCAGCCCACCCGAGCUUGACGACAGCAAACACACACAAGAUGGCAGCGUUGGAAGACGAGUUUGAAGAUGCGCCUGAUGUAGAGCCUUUAGAACCAACACUGAAGAAUAUCAUCGAGCAGAAAUCUUUAAAGUGGAUAUUUGUAGGUGGAAAAGGUGGUGUAGGUAAAACGACGUGUAGCUGUAGUUUGGCUGUUCAACUGGCUGCUGUCAGAGAGAGCGUCCUCAUAAUUUCUACGGAUCCUGCCCAUAACAUCUCUGACGCUUUUGACCAGAAAUUCUCAAAGGUGCCUACAAAGGUGAAGGGCUAUGACAACCUCUUUGCUAUGGAAAUUGAUCCCAGCUUGGGUGUGGCAGAGCUGCCCGAUGAGUUCUUUGAGGAAGACAACAUGCUCAGCAUGGGCAAGAAGAUGAUGCAGGAGGCCAUGAGUGCCUUCCCCGGCAUUGAUGAAGCAAUGAGCUAUGCAGAGGUCAUGAGGUUAGUGAAAGGAAUGAACUUCUCAGUGGUUGUCUUUGACACUGCUCCUACCGGCCACACGCUGCGCCUGCUUAACUUUCCCACCAUUGUGGAACGAGGCCUGGGCAGACUCAUGCAGAUCAAGAACCAAAUCAGUCCAUUCAUCUCCCAGAUGUGCAACAUGCUCGGCCUGGGUGACAUGAAUGCAGACCAGCUGGCAUCCAAGCUGGAGGAGACUCUGCCAGUCAUCCGUUCAGUUAGCGAGCAGUUCAAAGAUCCUGAACAGACCACCUUCAUUUGCGUGUGCAUCGCCGAGUUCCUGUCCCUGUAUGAGACGGAGAGGCUGAUCCAGGAGCUGGCCAAGUGCCGCAUCGAUACACACAACAUCAUUGUCAAUCAGCUGGUUUUCCCAGACGCCGAGAGGCCGUGUAAAAUGUGUGAAGCGCGACACAAAAUUCAGUCCAAGUAUUUGGAUCAGAUGGAGGAUCUUUAUGAAGAUUUCCACAUAGUCAAAUUGCCGCUGCUUCCCCAUGAAGUUCGAGGUGCCGACAAGGUCAACACUUUCUCUAAGCAGCUUCUGGAACCCUACAAACCACCAAACAAGUAACUCUCUUCCUUGUGGGACCACAGCUUCACCACUCCCUGAGCCCAAAGACCACGCCUCCCAGUAAUACUCAACCCGUUGUGCAAACCCGAAUCGUGUGAGGCCCGACACCUCAGUUUGGUGCUGCCUCUGUGUCAUCUCAUCUUCAAUACAGUACUAUUCCACUUUUGAAUAAAAAAAACAUACUUCCUGUCCUCCAUCCUGACUAUCAUCACUUUCCAAUAACAAUGCUUCAAUGCUUCUUACUCUACAAACCAACAGCUUUGAAAUGGUCCUGGUUUGGUAUCUGUCUUAUUUUUAACUCCCAUUUCCGGCAGCCCAGAUCACUGCAGCGUCACUGUGUCAGUACAAAAUAUAUCAAUCUUUUUAAAAUAAACCCCCACCUGUCAUUUUGUACAUUUCCCUCAGUCAAGACAAUCCACAUUACAGGAAAAAGCAGAACAGAUCAGGUUAAGAUUUGAUUUCCUGUUGAUCACAAAUGUAAUGGAAACAUCCAGCGUUCAGACAGGUUUGCCUUAUGAGAUGACGACACCCGCCACCUCAAACUUUCCAUGCAGUGGAACAAGAUGGAAUAUUUAAAAAUGUAACUGUACAUAAUGAUUUUAAUGUCAUAUUUACCACAAAUUUCAUGGUGUUUUCAAUCAAAUAGGGCAAUCCUCGGUGAACGCAGGGUGUUCCCUUGAAUGUCAUCAAGAAUUACACAUGGAACUUCAUUGGUAUAUGAUGCAAAAAAGGCUAAAGGGAAUCUGUAUUUUGUUUAUUUAAGCUCUACUGGGCUUGACGCGUGAGGCUCCAUCUUUUAACUAUUAUUCCGAGAACAUAACAAAGGUACAUUACACGUCCAGCUCCAUGAAGUAUAUUAAGUGCAUUGUUAUGAAUUGUAAGAGUAUCUGAUGAUGGGUACUCAGUCAACAUAAAGUAAAACCUUUUGUUAGUGAAUGCUUGAGCGGAAAUUCUGUUUUCUAUGAACCUCCUUUUAAAUGAUGCUGCGAAUGUUAAUUAAAUAAACCUACUUCAACUUGA